Molecule: messenger RNA, 1311 nt
Organism: Pestalotiopsis fici W106-1
Lineage: Eukaryota; Fungi; Ascomycota; Sordariomycetes; Amphisphaeriales; Sporocadaceae
Exons: 1
Coding region: 1-1311 (436 amino acids)
Source: RefSeq, a predicted model, not a curated record
AUGGUGUACCAUAACCCUCUUCAACGAACCAUGAACGCCGUCUUGAUCGACUUCUGCCACAUCUGCCAACCCGAGCUCAUGCUCGAAUAUGAGCUCGAUACCGUGCCCGACAAUGGUAGAUCGAAGACCUGCCGAAGGUGCAGCAAGACCUUUGUCGAGAGUGUGAGCUUCACAAAUCAGGAUCAACUCGAGAAGCAGCUUGCACGUCUAGCCGCUGGUCAUUUUGCCACAAGCCACGGGCUCGCCAUUGCCUCGCUGGGCCCGGCGCGGCUCGAGAAGAUUGAGAUUAGAUGGAAGGACGGCGAUCACUCCUUUGGCUAUGGGGCCACGUCCCUCCUGGGCAUGGAACCUGAUCGCUUUCAACGCCAGCUCGACAUGAUCCCCUUGCGCGGCUUCAUUGACGUGAUUUAUAUCGAGUUCAAAUCGCCGUCGCACGUCCAUCCUGGGCCGAAACCACUGCCUGCAUUCCCAUCGCCCACCACUUCCCAGGUGUCGUACAGUCCGAGGGUCACAUACCCCAAUCAAAGCAGGGGACCGACCGGUAAAUCCAAGCUCGAUCAGCCGUGGGAUGGGAGGACUCUUCAUCCAAAUCUUCAUAACCCAUAUGUCUCUCCAAAGAUUCGUGAUGUCUUCAUGUCAGACUUCGACCCCUCGCCCACUCCUGUCGACGCCAAACCCUUCUGUGAUCAUACACGUAUCAAGGCAAUUCCUAGCAACGGAUUCCGUACUUCAGGAUCCUAUGAGAUUAAUACAGGUACGGCUCGGAGAACUCCGCUCCAGCCAGGCACGAAAAAGAAUCAUAAAGCAGCAUCUACUGAUCCAUACCGCAAAGCUUCAAGCAACCUGAGCAAGCAUCUCGCCCAACCUCUGAGCAACCCAUUCUGCGACGGUCUCUCAGAUCCCAAGCCACAGACCGCGAGCAUUCUCCCCCUAAUCCACCACCCUCACAUGGCACCCCGACACACCUCUCAGCAGCAGGCUUCGAACCACCAUGUCCCGUCCUUUGGUGAUGGCCGGGCGAGCCAUCCUUCUCAGGGCGCAGCCAUCAAACUUGUCCCGCACCCGAAUGCAUUCACGGGUCUUUCAGGCGACAAUCCCGGGAUCGGCACCCGUCCCAUGCGACCCAUCAAGAGGCUCCCGCGAACCAGAAAGCCGUACUCGGGGCCUCAUAACUCUUUUGGGGCCGACCGAGCUGGACACGGUCAUCAUGCGGAUAUUGGAGCGUUCACCAAGGACCAGCAAAUUGAGCACUUUCUGGGCGCUUGGGAUGGCUAUGCUGGGUCGGAUGAACUCAUGCACGAUGCCUCGUGA